Sorex fumeus (smoky shrew) is the source of this 8059-nucleotide messenger RNA. RefSeq names its product ubiquitin protein ligase E3A (gene UBE3A). Bases 605 to 3232 code for a protein of 875 amino acids. The record is from RefSeq and is a predicted model, not a curated record. Gene Ontology annotation, biological process: ubiquitin-dependent protein catabolic process; protein polyubiquitination. NCBI's taxonomy places the organism in Eukaryota, Metazoa, Chordata, Mammalia, Eulipotyphla, Soricidae. The transcript has 12 exons. Gene Ontology annotation, molecular function: ubiquitin protein ligase activity.
CCUGCCGGGAUCGGAGCCGCGGCCCGCCCCGCCGGGUCCUCCCAGCCUGCGCCGCGGCCGCGACGUGCGCGUCUCCCCCGCCUCCCCCCCAACAUGGUGGCGCCGGGCUCGGGGUGACUGGCUGCAGGAGACCGAGCGGGCUCUUGCCUCCCCCCUUCGCCGCCGGAAGCUCGCCGCAGCGCCCUCGGCUCGCUCGCCCGCGCCUCUCCCGCCCCGCGUCGCCCUCGGCCGCCAGCGCCGACGCGCUUUCGCCUCAGGCCGCCCGGCUGUGUGGGCCGCGGGCGGCGGCGGCGCCUCGUUCGCUGCGCUCGGCGCGUCCGCGGCGGCCCGCUCGGCCGGCCUCGGCCUCGGCCUUGGCCUCGGGAGGACGGAGCGCGAGUCCCGCAUGAGCCCCGGCGGUGGCGGCAGCGAUCGGGAACGAGGCGGUGGCGGGCGGAGGCGGCGGGCGCGGGCGACGACGACCAGUGAGGCGGCCGCGGCGCGGCUGCGGGGGCGACGACAGAGUUAUUAAACCUACGCUCAGAUCAAGUUAGCAGCUAUAGACUGGUGUGACAACCUGUUUUUAAUCAGUGACUCAAAGCUGUGAUCACCCUGAUGUCACCGAAUGGCCACAGCUUGUAAAAGAUCACCAGGAGAACCUCAGUCUGACGACAUUGAAGCUAGCCGAAUGAAGCGAGCAGCUGCAAAGCAUCUAAUAGAACGCUACUACCACCAGUUAACUGAGGGGUGUGGAAAUGAGGCCUGCACGAAUGAGUUUUGUGCUUCCUGUCCAAGUUUUCUUCGUAUGGAUAACAAUGCAGCAGCUAUUAAAGCCCUUGAGCUUUAUAAGAUUAAUGCAAAACUCUGUGACCCUCAUCCCUCCAAGAAAGGAGCAAGCUCAGCUUACCUUGAAAACUCAAAAGGUGCCUCUAACAACUGUUCUGAGAUAAAAAUGAACAAGAAGGACGGACAAGGAGCUAGAGAUGAUUUUAAAGAUGUGACUUACCUAACGGAAGAGAAAGUAUAUGAAAUUCUUGAAUUAUGUAGAGAGAGAGAGGAUUAUUCCCCUUUAAUCCGUGUUAUUGGAAGAGUUUUUUCAAGUGCUGAAGCAUUGGUACAGAGCUUUCGGAAAGUCAAACAACACACCAAGGAAGAACUGAAAUCUCUUCAAGGAAAGGAUGAAGACAAAGAUGAAGAUGAAAAGGAAAAGGCUGCAUGUUCUGCUGCUGCUAUGGAAGAAGAUUCAGAAGCAUCUUCCUCAAGAGUAAGUGAGAACCCACAAGGAGAAAACAACUUACACAAACUAGGCCCUGAUGAUGUGUCUGUGGAUAUCGAGGCCAUUCGAAGGGUCUACAUCAGAUUGCUGUCAAAUGAAAAAAUAGAAACUGCCUUUCUCAAUGCACUUGUAUAUCUGUCACCUAACGUGGAAUGUGACUUGACGUAUCACAAUGUGUACUCCAGAGAUCCUAAUUAUCUGAAUUUGUUCAUUAUUGUAAUGGAGAAUAGAAAUCUCCAUAGUCCUGAAUAUCUGGAAAUGGCUUUGCCAUUGUUUUGCAAAGCAAUGAGUAAGCUACCCCUGGCUGCCCAAGGAAAAUUGGUUAGACUGUGGUCUAAGUACAAUGCAGACCAGAUUCGGAGAAUGAUGGAGACAUUUCAGCAACUUAUUACUUACAAAGUCAUAAGCAACGAGUUUAACAGUCGGAACCUCGUGAACGAUGAUGAUGCUAUUGUUGCUGCUUCAAAGUGCUUGAAAAUGGUUUACUAUGCCAAUGUGGUAGGAGGGGAAGUGGACACAGGCCACAAUGAGGAAGAUGAUGAGGAGCCCAUCCCGGAGUCCAGUGAGCUGACACUUCAGGAGCUGUUGGGAGAGGAAAGGAGAAAUAAGAAAGGGCCACGAGUGGACCCACUGGAAACUGAACUGGGUGUCAAAACUCUGGAUUGUCGAAAACCACUUAUCCCCUUUGAAGAGUUUAUUAAUGAACCACUGAAUGAUGUUCUAGAAAUGGAUAAAGAUUAUACUUUUUUCAAAGUAGAAACAGAGAACAAAUUCUCUUUCAUGACAUGUCCCUUUAUACUGAAUGCUGUCACAAAGAAUUUGGGAUUAUAUUAUGACAAUAGGAUUCGCAUGUACAGUGAACGAAGAAUCACUGUUCUCUACAGUUUGGUUCAAGGACAGCAAUUGAAUCCAUAUUUGAGACUCAAAGUCAGACGUGACCAUAUUAUAGAUGAUGCUCUUGUUCGGCUAGAGAUGAUUGCCAUGGAGAACCCCGCAGACCUGAAGAAGCAGCUGUAUGUGGAAUUUGAGGGAGAACAAGGAGUUGAUGAGGGAGGAGUUUCCAAAGAAUUUUUUCAGCUGGUUGUGGAAGAAAUCUUCAAUCCGGAUAUCGGUAUGUUCACAUAUGAUGAAGCCACAAAACUCUUUUGGUUUAAUCCAUCUUCUUUUGAAACUGAAGGGCAGUUCACUCUGAUCGGCAUAGUGUUGGGCCUGGCAAUUUACAAUAACUGUAUUUUGGAUGUACAUUUUCCCAUGGUUGUCUACAGAAAGUUAAUGGGGAAAAAAGGAACUUUCCGUGACUUGGGAGACUCGCACCCUGUUCUGUAUCAGAGUCUAAAGGAUCUACUGGAGUAUGAAGGGAGCGUGGAGGAGGACAUGAUGAUCACUUUCCAGAUCUCACAGACAGAUCUGUUUGGUAAUCCGAUGAUGUAUGAUCUCAAGGAGAAUGGCGAUAAGAUUCCAAUCACAAAUGAAAACAGGAAGGAAUUUGUUAAUCUCUAUUCUGACUAUAUUCUCAACAAGUCAGUGGAAAAACAGUUCAAGGCUUUUCGGAGAGGUUUCCAUAUGGUGACCAAUGAAUCGCCUUUAAAGUACUUGUUUAGACCAGAAGAAAUUGAAUUGCUUAUCUGUGGAAGCCGGAAUUUAGAUUUCCAAGCACUAGAAGAAACUACAGAAUAUGAUGGUGGCUACACCAGGGACUCUGUUCUGAUCAGGGAGUUCUGGGAAAUCGUUCAUUCAUUUACAGAUGAGCAGAAAAGACUCUUCUUGCAGUUUACAACAGGCACAGACAGAGCACCUGUGGGCGGACUGGGGAAAUUAAAGAUGAUCAUAGCCAAAAAUGGCCCAGACACAGAAAGGUUACCUACAUCUCAUACUUGCUUUAAUGUCCUUUUACUUCCGGAAUAUUCAAGCAAAGAAAAACUUAAAGAGAGAUUGUUGAAGGCCAUCACUUAUGCCAAAGGAUUUGGCAUGCUGUAAAAUAGCAAAAAAAGAAAACCAACAAAAAAGAAGAGAAAUUAAAAUUUUUAAUAAAUGUAACAAGAGGGAUAAAUUGAUGGUGAUAGUCUCCCGUUCCAGAAGGCUGUGAGAUAGUGGGCUGGAGCGGACACUCGUGUCCGGGCCGCCCUUCUUGAUUGGGGAUCUGUGGGCUGGAACAGCAGAUUUCAGCUACUUGUAUGAACAGAUACUUUUUUUUUCUUUUUUCUUUUUUUUUGCGUGAAAGUGUUGUUCUUUCACUCGUUGUAUGUACAGAGAGUUUUUGCUGAAUAUUUAUUUUAAGGGUUAAAUCACUUUUGCUUUGUGUUUAUUACUGCUUGAGGUUGAGCCUUUCUGAUUAUUUAAAAAAUAUUUACCAACAAAACUACUCUCCCAAGAAAAAAUAUUGCCACCAUUUGUAGACAACAUAAUCUUCAAGUAUGUGCUAGGUUUUAUAUUUUUUUGGUUUUGGUGUGUUAGGGUUUGGGGGGGUUAUUUGUUGGGGUGUUUUUUUUCCCCCCUGUAUCAUCUAAUUCUAAUCAGGAACUUUUUUUUUUUAAACAAUUUGCUUUGAAACUUGAAGUCUUGAGAAACAGUGUGAUGCUUUUGCUGCUGUUCUAGCCCCCAAAGAGUUUUCUGUGCAAAAUCUUGAGAAUCAAUAAAGAUGGAAGGGAGAACUUGGAAUGUUUCACUGCAGCCCUCAGAACCUGACUUUAGUAACAGCACAACAAAUUUAAAAAAAAAAAAAAAACUCAUGCCACGGUAUGUCGUCCUCAUGUGUCCUGCAAUGAACUGUCUGAGUAGCCAACCCUCUUUCUUAGCAUUUGAAAGGACAGGGAAUUAUUUUUGUUUGUUUGUUUUUGUUGUUACUGUUGCUGUUGUUGUUGUUAUUGUUGUUGUUUUAAGUUUACUGGGGAAAAGUGCAUUUGGCCAAAUGAAAUGGUAGUCAAGCCUGUCGCAAGAAAGUCAGGAAGUUUGUUGUUUCUUAUGAACACGAAGCAUGUGAAAGUGCACUUAAAAUAAAUUUGAAUCCAUGACUUAUUACCUGCAUUUUAAUAGACAAUCCAAAGUUUUCCCUUCGUGUCGCCAUCACCUGUCUGAUUCGCCAUUUUAUCAAGGCACAUGAUCAGUGUUUGAACAUAACGGAAAGGAUGUGAGUACUGUGCCUUGUCGUGCUGAAUCAUACAGUAGUGACAAGAGACCUGGAAAUGAACGGAACUGUUCCUCUGAAUACCUAUUCACAUCGUAUAUUCCCAAAGAUUACAUUUUCCUUUGAAAAAAAAAAAGUGAGUGUUAAAUAUUCCUUUGGUGUACUGUGGCAAAGUACCAAUAGUUCUAAAUGACUCCCUGGACAUUCAGAAGUGAGUAGUUUCCCCCUGGUAGCCUUCUGUGUCUGUGAUGUUCCUUUCUUUUAUUGCAAUAUAAAAUAAAAGGAUUAUGUAUUUUUAACUAAGGAGAGACAUAUUGAUAUAUCCUUUCACUACAAGCGAUAGCUGAUAUGCUGAGCUUGUGCCUUGAUGAUCGUUUUAACUGACAGAUCAGCCUGACGGUCUGUUUGAAAUUGGCAAGAAAAACGCAGCUUUCAAAUCAUUGGAGGGAAAAAGGAUGUCUUUCAGGAUCAUUUUAAUUCUUUUAGUAAUUGAUAUAGAAGUGUUCUGUACCAUAAUGCUAAUAAAACAGUGGCAUUUUCACCAUCAUUUAGAGAGAAAAGAUGACAAUGCUUUCCAUAUUGUGAUGAGGUAACAUGGUGUUUUUUCUGGGCAAGCCUUUAGAAUACUGUAAGGUCUGUGUACAUCACCUGAGUUCAAGAGGGCCUCAUGCUACUCUCAUCACCCUGAAGGCCUCUCAUUUGUGUGCUUAUGUAUAAUGGAAGUGAGAAGAGGAGAAAUCAAAUAUUCUGGGGGCAUUUUAUAUAAUAAAUUCGUGAAGAAAUUUAUGCUCUUCAGUUCUCAAGUUUUAUUAUCACUACAGUAUUGAAUUUCUACAAUUCUCAUAAUAUCUGUAUGAAAGUUUUUGAAUGGUAAUGGAAUAUAGUUUAUGAAAUGUAGAAUUCACAUCAAAUAGAUUUUCAACAGUUGAAAAUAAACCUACCCCUAAAAAAAUAAUUUAGAAGAAAAAGUCCUUGACUGUGCCGGACUAGUUGCUCUCAUUUGUUUGAUGAUUAAUUGUACUGGAUUUUUACCACUCCUUUUAUCACCUUUCACUACUACUUUAAAGAAUGUCAUUGAAUAAUAUGUUAAGAAAGAUGAAAACAGUAGAAUUUUUAUACUGUAAUGACUAUUCCUUCUGUUUUAAAUGUCCUUCAUAAAUUACUUUCUUUUUGCCGAGCUACAUUUGUUUUCUGUGAAUCUGCUCACAGUUUCCAGAAACCUUGGAAGGGGGGUAUAAAAAGAUCCAUAAGCUGACAUAAUUUGCGUUCUAAAUAAAAUACACCUUUUUAAAAUCAGUUAUAUAAUGUUCAAAACAUAGAGGCAGCUUGUAGCCAAACUUUAUUGGCACCUGGCCAAUAGUUGGAUUUCUUAACAUUGUAUAAUGCUGCUAUACCUGGCCUCAGUUAAUUUGUGAUCAAAUCCAAUUACAGGGGCCAAAGUAAUAGCACAGCAGGAAGGGCGCUUGCCUAGCACACAGCAAGCAGACCUGAUUCAUUCCCCAGAGACCCCAGGAGUGAUCCCUGAGCGCUGCUGGGCAUGCCGCCCGCGUCCCCCCACCCCCCUGCCAAGUACACAAAUACAGCCACAAACUCCCCGGUUGUACUUUGGGCUAUAUACCUAUUUUGAGAGGUAAAUGUCAACCAGAAACUUGGAAAUGAGGCCUCAGGUGGAACUUGCUAGUGUUUUUUUCCUGAUUACCUCCGUGGCAUGGAUACUUAACUACAAGGGGCAUAGAGCUACAGCGUGGCAGUGUCUAUCUCUGUGGCCCUGAGACGCUCUGCUGGGGUUUCAGCAGAGCUUUGUUGAGUAUCCUCAAGAAUUUUCUGAAGAUUCUGUUCCCAGGAUCUCUUUUCUUUUACCUCAGUUAGCAUCCCUGCCUUUUUUGCUUGUUUGCUUGAAAUCAUCAACUUCAACCAGGGCCAGUUAUCAAGAUCCCUAAAUCCUCCAUUUAUCGGUGUUUUUUUUUUUUCUCCUGAAAAUUACUCUUCCUUUUGCCCCCUACCAAUCCUUACUUGCUUCCUCACCUCUCUCCUUGAGAUCUUUUUAUAUCAUGCCAAAACAAAACUUUUUACAGAUUUACAAAAUUCCCCUCCCCACCACUAGUGUUCCCAUUUGAAUGAAUUUCCCGAGUCUGGCAUCCAAAUCGUUUUCCAGUUUCCCCUUCUCACAACUUGCAGCCCACCCUGUGUUUUCACCUGUGCUCAGUUACUUCCUGUUCCUCAAGUUCCCCUGAAAACCCAGUUUUUCAAAGCACCUUAACCGUUAAAGAUUCCUCAACUCCCCAAGUGCCUCUGACCUCAACCCACACAGACAUGGCGGCACACACGGUUCCUGUUUGACGGGCAGGAGUCCUGGGGUCCCCUAUCCCCACUCCGAGGAAUGUGAGCAAACACUACUAAUAUGAAGAUUGUUCACUUUUUAUCCUUCUGACCUUCAAGGCUCAGCUAGUCAGUCACCACUCUGGAUACCUGGAAACAGCCUGGCGUGGAUGAGCUGGUUCUAUGAAGUGUCCUGUUUUGGUGUUUUGCUUUUGUUUUUCAUUAAAGAUAGCCUGACUCCUUGCGUCUCCCUCCUCUGCCCCUCCCCAAGCUUCUUGUUAUUAAGUAUUUUGAGCCUUUAGUGACCAGGACUUGUUCCUUGAGGAGGCGUCAGUUCAGCUGUGGGAAGCUAGAGUAGGAAGGGGCAGGACCAAAAGGACAGCGCCCUUACUGUUGAGAGCAAGAUUUUUGUAUUCCCCAGCUCUGUCCACCAGAUGUGCUCUGGCAACAGGAUUCCCCGUAUGGCCAUUGUCUCCGCAGCACACACUGUCCCGCUGUUGGCAGCUGCUCCUUCUGGCAAGCACUAAGCAAAGCACUUGUGCUGAAUGCCUGCUCUGCCAGAACUUCAAACCAUCGCUACAAGUUGACCCUCCGAUUGGGAUUCUCGAAUUCAGCCAACCUCCAGUGUCCAGGAAACACAGAAACGGGUGGGCUCGUGCUCAGCCCACAGCAGUGACUGGGGUGGGCGUAGGGAAGGCUUAAUAAAUAGCCUUCAGAGUUGCAGGUCUGAGGUUCAGUCCUGGUCCUGCCUAACCCACCCUGAUUUACUGAGGUCGAGACAGAUGCCCUGAAUGGCGGAGUUGGGGCCUCAACGUGCACCAAUGCUGAGCUGCUCCUGAGCACUCUGACCUUCAUCCACCUCAGAUGGAGGAAGGAGGCUUCUCUCACUUGUCAGCUAAAUUUCAGACAUGAUUUUUCUCAGAAAUUACAAUCAGUGGCUUUUUAGUGUGUUCACAAAAUCGUUCCGUCAUCACUAUUAGGUAAUUCCAGACCAUGUUCAUCACUGAAGAAAAAAAGUACAAAAAAAGGACCCAUUUCAUGUGGAGUGAUUCUGUUCUGCCCCUCUGCUGCCCCUUCCCUGUCCACCUCAGCCCCUGGUGGCCACUAGCCUACUCUCUGUCUAUAGAUCUGCCUGUCUGGGACAUUUCGUAUCAAUGGAAUCGUACAAUAUUUGGCCUUUUGUGUCUGGCUUUUUUUUCAACUCGGAACAGUGUUUUCAAGGUGCAUCCAUGUUGUAGCAUGUAUGAGUACUUAAAUUUCUUUUUAUAGUUGAAUAAUAUUGUAUUGAUAUAUUUUUUUGUUCAUUUGAUGGAUAUUUGUGUUAUUUCUGCUUUUCGACUUAUAAAUACUACUACUCUGAA